This is a messenger RNA of Grammomys surdaster, 1612 nucleotides long. It is a transcript of the gene Ccr6, whose product is annotated as C-C motif chemokine receptor 6. Gene Ontology annotation, molecular function: C-C chemokine receptor activity. The record is from RefSeq and is a predicted model, not a curated record. Gene Ontology annotation, cellular component: membrane. Gene Ontology annotation, biological process: thymocyte migration; chemotaxis; immune response. NCBI's taxonomy places the organism in Eukaryota, Metazoa, Chordata, Mammalia, Rodentia, Muridae. The coding region runs from base 36 to 1217 and encodes 393 amino acids. The transcript has 2 exons.
UCUGGUAAUUCAAGCAUCUCACUGCCCGUCUCUCAAUGAGCACUGGUUGCGUCUGUCAACAGAAUAGUCCUCACAUACUUAGGACUGGAACCUGGACAACUUCUGAGGUGAGGGUACCUGGCCAGCCCACUUUGGAGCUCUUCGUUCCUGGGUAUACCAGCACAGAUUAUUCUGUGUCUCCAAGUGAGAUACCAUGCUCCCUAAAAGAGGUCAGAGAGUUCACCAAGGUGUUUGUACCAAUUGCCUACUCCUUAAUAUGUGUUUUUGGCCUCCUGGGCAAUAUUAUGGUGGUGAUGACCUUUGUGUUCUACAAGAAAGCCAGGUCCAUGACUGAUGUCUACCUGUUGAACAUGGCCAUCACGGACAUACUCUUUGUCCUCACCCUACCGUUCUGGGCAGUUACUCAUGCCACCGACACUUGGGUUUUUAGCAACGCCCUGUGUAAACUGAUGAAAGGCACAUAUGCGGUCAACUUUAACUGUGGGAUGCUGCUCCUGGCCUGUAUCAGCAUGGACCGGUACAUUGCCAUCGUCCAGGCAACCAAAUCUUUCCGGGUACGCUCCAGAACACUGACACAUAGUAAGGUCAUCUGUCUGGCAGUGUGGUUCAUUUCCGUCAUCAUCUCGAGCCCCACUUUUAUCUUCAACAAGAAAUACACGGUGCAGGAUCGUGAGGUCUGCGAGCCACGGUACGAGUCCGUCUCGGAGCCCAUCACGUGGAAACUGCUGGGUAUGGGACUGGAGCUGUUCUUCGGCUUCUUCAUUCCUUUGCUGUUUAUGGUGUUCUGCUAUCUGUUCAUUAUUAAGACCUUGGUGCAGGCCCAGAACUCCAAGAGGCACAGAGCCAUCCGAGUCGUGAUCGCAGUGGUUUUCGUGUUCCUGACUUCUCAGAUCCCCCACAACAUGGUCCUCCUCGUGACUGCGGUCAACAUGGGCAAAGUGGGCCGGAGCUGCAGCACCGAGAAAGUCCUUGCCUACACCAGGAAUGUGGCCGAGGUCCUGGCUUUCCUACACUGCUGCCUCAACCCUGUGUUGUACGCAUUUAUUGGACAGAAAUUCAGAAGCUACUUCAUGAAGAUCAUGAAGGAUGUGUGGUGUAUGAGAAGGAAGAACAAGGUGCCUGGCUUCCUCUGUGCCCGGAUUUACUCAGAAAGCUAUGUCUCCAGGCAGACCAGUGAGACUGUGGAAAAUGAUAACGCGUCGUCCUUCACCAUGUAACAUGAGAGCACAAAGCUAUAUGCCCCGAAAGCCUUUGUGAAACUUGCUAUUAUAUAUGGAAAACAAAAAAAAACCAAAAAAAAACAAAGAAAGAAAGAAAAAGAAAAAGCGAUGCCCACAUAUGUACAGUUAACUACGGAAAUUCAGCAAAGACUUCCUGUGAGAUCAGACCCAGGGAAGUAGCACUCUCAGCUGAGUUCUCCCAGGUGUGGUUGACAAGAAACAUUGUAGCUCCUCCUGGGUUGGUGUUCCACAAAAUAAGAUGUGGGGAGUGCUAGAUUACUGCCAAGUGCUUAUGAACGUAAACAUGUUCAGAAACGUCCAUGAAGGGGAUCACAGAUCUAGUGACCCCCAGCACCCGUAGCACAAAACAAGGCUGUAACUUGAGAAGCCAA